Molecule: messenger RNA, 1758 nt
Organism: Rubroshorea leprosula
Lineage: Eukaryota; Viridiplantae; Streptophyta; Magnoliopsida; Malvales; Dipterocarpaceae
Source: the annotation of a GenBank genome assembly
CAGUUCAAAGCAAAAAAAAAAAAAAAAAAAAAGUGACGAAGGUUUAUGGAUUGGAUUCUAAGAGUUGGAGGAAAAUCAAGGCCAAACCCAUCUCAGCAACCCAUAACCACUAAACCAAGCUCAGUCCAAAACCAAGAAUAAAAACCCUAGUUCCCUUUGAUUCUGUGCAGAAAAAAAAAAAGAGAAAAAAAAAAGAAAAAAGAGGAAAGCUCGAGAUCGUUCUCCCUUCUAGAUCUCCGAUUUCAUCAACCAUUACCAUCCCCACCAGUUUCAUUCGCUGACCACUACCACCAUUCUCUCUCUCAUCACCGGUUUCUCAUCACCGACAGCAGCCACCACCAUCACUGCUCACCCACAGGCUUUCUCUCGGCUCUACUAUUUUUCCGAUUAUCAUCACUCCAGCCCAAUUCGGAUCUCCAGAUCUGCUCGCUUUCCUCCAUCUCACAGCAGCCAAACAACCUUCUGGGAUCUUCCUCUUCUCCUCUCAAUCGUCUGCCUUCUCAGUUUUCCAUCGACUCUGCUUCACCGUCUCCUGUUGGAAAAUUAGUCUACCAUUUUCUAUCAGAAAACCAGACAUCAUUCUCGGGUUCUCAAUGGUUAUCCCUCAAGCCAGGAACCUUCACCUUUCAAGGAUGAAUCUUGUUAGGUUGAAGGGUUUACCCAUUUUGCAGCAACUUCAUAUCGAGGAAAAGCUGCUUCGAGCCUCCUCAGAGAACUGGUGCAUCAUGAAUGAUGGAACCAAUGAUCCAACCAUUGUAAUGGGUGUUUCAGGGAAACCUGCUGAACUACUUGAAAUUGAAUCAGUGUUACGCGAUCAGGUUCCUGUCAUAAGAAGGUUCACUGGGGGAGGUACUGUUAUUGUUGAUCAAAGCACAGUAUUUGUCACUUUCAUAUGUGGGAAGGAUGCAGUACCUGGAUUACAACUGUAUCCUCGAUCAAUCAUGUCUUGGAGCAGCCUAUUAUAUAACAAAGUGUUUCAAGGAACAGGGGACUUCCACCUUCGUGAAAAUGAUUAUGUGUUUGGUAGCCAGAAAUUUGGUGGAAAUGCUCAAUCAAUCACUAAGAACAGGUGGAUACACCACACAUCGUUUUUAUGGGACUACAAGGUUAGGAACAUGGCUUACCUGAAAAAUCCCAAACGAGCUCCUGAAUAUCGACUGGCAAGGGGCCAUUUGGACUUCAUAUGCCGGUUGAAAGAUUACAUGCCGAGAACAAUUUUCGUCGAUAAGACUGUAGAAGCUGCUGGAACUGAGUUUUCUUUGAGACCUAUACGGUUGGAAGAGAUUGAAACUCACUAUGAAUCAGAAUACCGCCCCUCAACCAGUUUACUGACGGAGCAGGAACUCAAGUCAGACAUUGCAUCGGAGCAGGAACUCAAGUCAGACAUUGCAUCGGAGCAGGAACUUAAGGCAGCCACUGCAUCCCUGUAAUUUUAGCUGCGCAGAUUGACGGAGAGAUAUGCAUCCACCAUCUAAUUAUUUUUGUGAGAUUUAUUGUAAGCGACUUCCAAAUCAUUUAAUCUUCCCCGUAAUUGUAGUUUUGAGGGAGGGGGAGGGGAGUAAGUGAUAGAAAUGAUGGGACAUUCUAUGACUAAACAAAAUUAAUAUACAUCGCCUACCACUUACAGAUCAUUAGCAAACUUGUAAGGCAAAGUUCAUUUUCGAAUGCCAUUAACAUCUCUUUAGCUUAUUUUCUUUUGUCCAUCAUAUACAAUCUUCAUUUAAUUCUUUGUACGUCUAAUGAAUGGGUUAUGGAAAA